Coregonus clupeaformis (lake whitefish) is the source of this 3903-nucleotide messenger RNA. RefSeq names its product anoctamin-3. Gene Ontology annotation, molecular function: protein dimerization activity; chloride channel activity. The transcript has 25 exons. Lineage: Eukaryota; Metazoa; Chordata; Actinopteri; Salmoniformes; Salmonidae. Bases 1 to 3081 code for a protein of 1026 amino acids. Gene Ontology annotation, biological process: chloride transmembrane transport. Gene Ontology annotation, cellular component: plasma membrane. The record is from RefSeq and is a predicted model, not a curated record.
AUGCACACAAGCAUCAGUGAGAUCCUGAAGGAGAAGACCCUGAAGCCGUCCCGUCGCAGCCUGCCCUGCCUGGCCCAGAGCCAAACCCACCCACAGAACAUCAACACCUUCCUGUCCAUGCCCCUCACCCCCGACGACAAGCCCCAGACACACCCACAGCUCUACCCUCAGGACCAUCUGCAGUCAGAGCCUCAGCUCCAGGUUCAGGACCAGGCCCAGCUGGUCGACCCCUGGCCACAGCACCAGGCCCAGGACCAGGCCCAGCUGGUCGACCCCUGGCUACAGCACCAGGCCCUGGACCGCUGCCAGCUCCAGGCACAACACACCCAGCCUCUGACCCACAGUCACAGCACUUCCUGCACCCUCAUCUCCUCCAAGACAGGUCUGUCAGAAGGUGUCAAGGACCACUACGUGGAGGAGGCAGAAGCUAGUGCGUACGAGGCAGGAAGGACAGACGAGUCGUUUCUCAUUCAGAAACCUGCCACCCGAGCCAAAUUAGAGUCAUGCGCAGAUUCGCUUCAGGGGACCAACCCCGGGCAGCCCUCUGGCCUGCUGUUCAGAGAUGGGAAGAAGCGUAUCGAUUACAUCCUGGUCUAUAAGAAGUCCAGUCCUCUGGUGGAGAAGAGAGUCACCUUCGAGAGGAACCUGAGAGCUGAGGGGCUGAUGCUGGAGAAAGAGCCGUCUCUGACCAACACCGACAUAAUGUUUGUGAAGAUCCAUGCUCCGUGGGACACGCUUUGUAAAUACGCUGAGCAGAUGAACAUCAGGAUGCCAUUCAGAAAAAAAAGUUACUUUACAGAUUGGAAGAGCAAAGCUAUGGGCGGCCGGUUCCAUCUGAGGUGUCGUCAGAUAAAGAGUUGGUUACCCAGGAACCCCAUGAAGCUGGACAAAGAGGCGUUACCUGACCUGGAGGAGACAGACUGCUAUACAGCCCCCUUCAGCAGGGCACGCAUGCACCAUUUUACCAUCAACAACAAACAGACGUUCUUCUCCAAUUCCACCAGAAGCAGAAUAGUCCACCAUGUUCUCCAACGCACCAAGUAUGAGGACGGGAAAUCUAAGAUGGGUAUUAAUCGGUUACUGGGCAAUGGGACAUAUGAGGCUGCAUUUCCUCCUCACGAGGGUGGCUACAAGAGCCAACACCCUAUUAAGACCCACGGUGCCCAGAACCACAGACACCUGCUGUACGAGAGGUGGGCUCGCUGGGGCAUGUGGUACAAGUACCAGCCUCUCGACCUUAUCAGGCGUUACUUUGGGGAGAAGAUUGGGCUGUACUUCGCCUGGCUGGGUUGGUACACUGGCAUGCUGAUCCCUGCAGCUCUGGUGGGACUCCUCGUCUUCCUCUACGGACUCCUUACCAUGGACACUAGUCAAGUCAGUAAAGAGAUCUGUGAGGCCAACACUACGAUCAUGUGUCCUAUGUGUGAGGAGAACUGCAACCCCUGGAAACUCAGUGACAGCUGUGUCUAUGCAAAGGUGACCCAUCUCUUCGACAAUGGAGGAACUGUGUUCUUUGCAAUCUUUAUGGCUAUAUGGGCCACGGUGUUCCUGGAAUUCUGGAAGAGGAGGAGGGCGGAGCUGACUUAUGACUGGGACCUCAUCGACUGGGAGGAGGAAGAGGAGAAUCUGCGUCCCCAGUUCGAAGCCAAGUACUCCAGAGUGGAGAGAGUAAACCCAAUCUCUGGCAAGCCGGAGCCCUUCCAGCCCUUCACUGACAAACUCAGCAGACUCAUGGUCUCUGUGUCCGGCAUCUUCUUCAUGAUCUCUCUGGUGCUGACUGCAGUGUUUGCGGUGGUGGUGUUUCGACUGAUUGCCAUGGAGAAGUUUGCGUCUUUAGGCUGGGAGUUUGUCAAGAAGAACUGGCAGUUUGCCACCUCUGGCACCGGAGUCUGUAUCAACUUCAUGAUCAUCAUGUCUCUCAAUGUGGUAUAUGAAAAGGUGGCCUAUCUGCUCACCAAUUUAGAACACCCACGGACUGAGUCAGAGUGGGAGAACAGUUUUGCUCUCAAGAUGUUUCUCUUCCAGUUUGUUAACUUGAACAGCUCCACCUUUUACAUUGCGUUCUUCCUUGGAAGGUUCGCCGGCAGACCAGGGAAAUAUAAUAAACUGUUUAAUAGAUGGAGACUGGAGGAGUGCCACCCCAGUGGCUGUCUGAUCGAUCUCUGUCUGCAAAUGGGAGUCAUCAUGGUACUAAAACAGAUCUGGAACAACUUCAUGGAGCUGGGUUAUCCUCUGCUUCAGAACUGGUGGUCUCGGAGGAAGAUCAAGCAGACAGAGAGGGAAGAGAGGAUACGAGGGGGACAGAAUGUGGAGAACAAAGUACAGCUUCCUCAAUGGGACAAAGACUGGAACCUGCAGCCCAUGAACGCCCACGGACUGGUGGACGAGUACCUGGAGAUGGUUCUCCAGUUUGGUUUCACCACCAUCUUUGUGGCUGCGUUCCCAUUGGCUCCUCUCCUGGCUCUGCUCAACAACAUCAUCGAGAUACGACUGGACGCCUACAAGUUUGUCACCCAGUGGAGGAGACCCAUGCCUGCCAGAGCCACAGACAUAGGUAUCUGGUACGGUAUCCUGGAGGGGAUCGGCGUGCUGGCUGUCAUCACCAACGCCUUCGUCAUCGCCAUCACCUCCGACUACAUCCCCCGCUUCGUCUACGCGUUCAGAUACGGACCCUGUGUGGACAAGGGAUACCACCACGAGAAGUGUCUGCGAGGCUACAUGAACAGCAGCCUGUCGGUGUUUGACAUGGGCGUGCGCUGGAACGUGAGUGAGGAGCAGAGUAGAUACUGCAGGUACAGAGACUACAGAGCCUCCCCCUGGAGCCCAGUACCGUACGACUUCACUCUGCAGUUCUGGCACGUCCUGGCUGCAAGACUAGCCUUCAUCAUAGUCUUCGAGCACCUGGUGUUUGGCAUCAAGUCGUUCAUCGCGUACCUGAUCCCAGACAUGCCCAAGAGUCUGUGUGACCGCAUGCGGAGGGAGAAGUACCUGAUGCAGGAGAUGAUGUACGAAGCAGAGCUGGAGCACCUGCAGAAGGAGAGAAAGAAGAAUGGCAGGAGAUAUCACCACGAGUGGCCUUAGCGUUAGUCAUGUGAUGUUAGGUCCCUGUAAUACAUACAGAACCUCGUCUGCAGCAUACACACACACAUACACACAGUACACUUGAUAUACACGCCAGCACACACACAUAUGCACUCAGAUCACAUGUUCCCUUCUGCACACCAAAGAGACCCUCUUCUGUCACCAGACCUGAGGCCCUCCCUGUCCACAUACCCAUCUUCUGUCCCUCGUACCUGUCCAUGUCCACAUACCCAUCUUCUGUCCCUCGUACCUGUCCCUGUCCACAUACCCAUCUUUUGUCCCUGUCCCCUGUCCCUGUCCCUGUCCACAUACCCAUCCUCUGUCCCUCGUACCUGUCCCUGUCCACAUAUCCAUCUUCUGUCCCUCAUACCUGUCCCUGUCCACAUAAACAUCUUCUGUCCCUCGUACCUGUCCCUGUCCACAUACCCAUCCUCUGUCCCUCGUACCUGUCCCUGUCCACAUAUCCAUCUUCUGUCCCUCGUACCUGUCCCUGUCCACAUAAACAUCUUCUGUCCCUCGUACCUGUCCCUGUCCACAUAAACAUCUUCUGUCCCUCGUACCUGUCCCUGUCCACAUAAACAUCUUCUGUCCCUCGUACCUGUCCCUGUCCACAUAAACAUCUUCUGUCCCUCGUACCUGUCCCUGUCCACAUAUCCAUCUUCUGUCCCUCGUACCUGUCCCUGUCCACAUAAACAUCUUCUGUCCCUCGUACCUGUCCCUGUCCACAUAAACAUCUUCUGUCCCUCGUACCUGUCCCUGUCCACAUAUCCAUCUUCUGUCCCUCGUACCUGUCCCUGUCCACAUAAACAUCUUCUGUCCCUC